ACUUGGGAUGGGGUGGAGAGGGUAUGGAAGGCUUAGAUCAAAUGUCCAGAGUGAGACAGGACCAGAUUGUCCCCAGUACAAAAUAGCCGGGAAGCAGCUACCAUAGACUUUCCUAUUUUGGAUUAGACCAACCCCAAGCACAUGAACUAAGACUAUCCAUAGCUCUUGGAUUAGUCAUGCCAUUGAAGAGGAGGAGAAGACGCCACUGGGCUGUGCCUGGCAGGAGUCUGGAGUUUCUGGUUUCCAAGCUCAGGAAGGCGUGAACCAGGGGAGGGGCCUCCAUGCAGCAGGAGGGCUAGAAGCUGGAGCAGGAUCUGUCAGCUCUGCAAUGCUGCACAAGCAGAAGCAACACAGAAAGAAGAUACCAACAGCCUCCUGAAACUCACGAGAGUGGACACUCCAGUGUUGACCACCCAAGAUACCACUCCUGCUCCAAAGAUUACAGCUCCCUUGUCAUUCUGACUUCUGGACUUACCCUACACCCCAGAGAUGGAGCAACUACUAGGAAUAAAACUUGGCUGCCUGUUUGCCCUGUUGGCUCUCACUCUGGGCUGUGGCCUUACUCCCAUCUGCUUCAAAUGGUUCCAGAUUGAUGCAGCCAGAGGUCAUCACCGGCGAGUCCUCAGACUCCUGGGCUGUAUUUCUGCUGGUGUUUUCCUUGGAGCAGGGUUCAUGCAUAUGACUGCUGAAGCUCUGGAGGAAAUUGAAUCACGGAUUCAGAAGUUCGUGGUGCAGAACAGAUCAACAAGUGAGAGAAAUUCUUCUGGUGAUGCUGAUUCGGCUCAUAUGGAGUAUCCUUAUGGAGAGCUCAUCAUCUCCCUGGGCUUCUUUUUAAUCUUCUUUUUGGAGUCGCUGGCAUUGCAGUGCUGUCCUGGGGCUGCUAGAGGAUCAACAGUGCAGGAGGAAGAAUGGGGUGGGGCUCACAUCUUCGAACUCCACAGCCAUGGACAUUUACCCUCACCCUCAAAGAGUCCCCUCCGAGCCCUUGUCCUCUUGCUCUCACUCUCCUUUCAUUCAGUGUUUGAAGGGCUAGCUGUGGGGCUGCAGCCAACAGUAGCAGCUACCGUGCAGCUCUGCCUUGCUGUCCUGGCUCAUAAGGGGCUUGUGGUGUUUGGUGUAGGAAUGCGGCUAGUGCAGUUAGGUACCAGGUCACGAUGGGCAGUGUUCUCCAUACUAUUAUUAGCUCUCAUGUCCCCCCUGGGCCUAGCCGUGGGGCUAGCUGUGACUGAAAGGGACUCUGAAGGAGGGCGGGGCUUAGCCCAGGCUGUGUUAGAGGGUGUGGCAGCUGGCACCUUCCUGUAUGUCACCUUCCUAGAAAUUCUUCCACGGGAGCUAGCUAGUCCUGAGGCCCCUCUAGCUAAGUGGAGCUGUGUAGCCGCUGGUUUUGCCUUCAUGGCCUUUAUUGCCUUAUGGGCCUGAGAGAUUCCUGGCUUUUCUGAUGGACCUAUUUAGGAUGACCUCUCUAUCCCCAAGGAGACCUCCCAAAUGGCUUUGGCCCUCAGACAUUUCUUUACUGAGACUAAAUAGCAUUCAAUAGGACUGGACUGGACCCCAGGUUUCCUUUACAUGAGAUCCCAUUUCUCACCCAGGACUGAGAAAAAGAUAUUUAGGUUGAGUAGCUAUUAAUUGGAGAAUUGGUACAGAGAUGCUCCAGAUUUUAUUCUUGUCCCAUUUAUGCUACUAUGUGUAAUAAAAUGCCCAUUUUACCCUC
Messenger RNA from Cercocebus atys (sooty mangabey), 1711 nucleotides. It is a transcript of the gene SLC39A2, whose product is annotated as solute carrier family 39 (zinc transporter), member 2. Gene Ontology annotation, cellular component: plasma membrane. The record is from RefSeq and is a predicted model, not a curated record. The transcript is spliced from 4 exons. Gene Ontology annotation, biological process: zinc ion transmembrane transport. Gene Ontology annotation, molecular function: zinc ion transmembrane transporter activity. Lineage: Eukaryota; Metazoa; Chordata; Mammalia; Primates; Cercopithecidae. Bases 490 to 1419 code for a protein of 309 amino acids.